GUCUGUUAGGGAGCGACUGAGAGACUGAGUGACUCCGAUGUCUUUGAAAAUCAAUGACCACCUCUUUGUCUUUGGUGGAUGUUAGCUCUCGUCCUGUAGUGGAUCAUGUGGCCCCACCUGGUUGUGGUCGUGCGGGUCUACUACGGAGCCGCGAAACUUUUAGAGACUCUAUUUCUGCCAACCUAUGCGAAGUUUUGGCCGAGCCGCGAGUUAUGGCCGAAUUCAAACUUAGUAUUCGUCUGGGAUGCUGAGAGCGCCUUAGACAAAAAAGCAGCUGCGGCAUUACACGCAAAAUGGGAUCAAGUAAUUUUGGAUGCUCGGCGUGGAAGCAGAGUAGGGGGUGGAGGGAAGAACCAUCUAGGUAGGAAAAACGAGGAGGCGUCGAAAGAUGAAUUAUGGUCAGCUUUUUUCCAUCAUUCUCGGCAUCUUGGUCCCCUUUUCCCUUGUAUUCUCGUGAAAUACAUCAAGGUAAAAAAAGGGGUCAAGAUGAGGGGACCAAGAUGCAACCUAGCGCACUCCAAGUGAAGAUGGAGGGUUUAGUUUCUCACGUUCGAAAUGGCGGGAGAGAUGGGGAAAAACAAGACGGAAGCUGCUGCAUAAUGCGGGCGUGAAGGCUGGCGCUGAUGAUGAACGAGUCCAACUACAAGAUUCUACAACUGCAUCCUCUAUCGACGAUGAGUCUGGCGGUCCGCCGGAAUUUCCAGCUUGGUACGGGGAAAAACAAGACGAUGAGGCUGGCGGUCCGCCGGAAUUUCCAGCUUGGUACGAUGUCUUCGAGCCUGAGCCGGAUUCGGCAGAUGGUCAUUACUGUGACUCAAAGAAACCGGGAAAGCUUGGUUACUUGCGCCAAGUCUAUUCAGCGUGGGUCACCGAUAGGGCUUUGAGGCAAGACGAUGCGGGAGCAUUACGGGAACUGGAAUGGUGGGAUCGAUAUCUGUCAGACGGAGGAAGUCAUAGUGGAGGUCGUGGGGUUGGACAGGCUAUUAAAGGACAAGAUGACGGACCCGGACGCGACAACACAAAUAUUAAGGCUCAGCUUUCAAUGGUCAUUGGGGUUGGUCACUGGCGACCCCUUGAGAGAACAGGGGAAAACGAAGGGAAAGGGGAGAGCUUUGAAGGGGGUCCCUUCCGUUCAGAGUCAUGAUGACCAUUGAAGGCUGAGCUUUAAAAAUAACACCCAAAAUGGAUCCCUAUCUCUUUCUCCUUCUGGUGAGCCAUACUUCGUCGCGUAUCUGGAUGCAGACAUGGCAUUUCUGGGUCCGAUGCAUCCUCUAGAGUUGUUUGAUUACGAGAUACCGUUUUUACCGGUCAUGGCUCCUACCACUUCUACCGGCGACACUAAAGAACUCCCAAACAUGAACACCAUGAUCCAAUGGCGACCUCAAGUUAUGGGUUACAACGUUCGCUGUGAAGAGGAGGCUGCCCAAGACUUGCUUUUCGUGCAUACGCCACCGCUUUCUUGUUUCAUGCAUGGAGGGUCGCCUCCUUGGAUUGUGGACAUCCGGCAUUUCGAAUAUUUCCGAGCAGCAGCAACACAGGCAGUCUUUGCAAAUAUGCACAGAUUCACCUCGCAGUUGGUACCGUUGAACACAGUUUGGAAGGCGAAAAACGGUACGGCUUUGUACUUUCGAAGGAGAAAAACGUGGAUGAUGUAUUCGAUGCCUGGGGCGAUUAAUGCUGAUCCCAGCAAGGGCAGGUCCAACGUCACCCAGUUGCGACCAGCACAACAUCCAGUGAUGAGUGUGAAUUGGCGGACUGUCAAAAUCGGAGAAAUGCGAUGGAGGAGGCGUAGAGGAGGAGAAGCAGCAGCGGAGGAAGAAGAAGAGGUAGUUACCGAACACGUCUACGCUGACCGAAGGCAGGCAACCAGAGCUUUUUUCGAGCAGUGGCGCUACGCAGCUGAGCAGAGGAGGUUCAUGUCGAUUAUCAGCACGUCAUCGGAAGACGAGGAUUUGGAGAGGGAAGCGGAAUUGUAUAGGGAGUAUGGAAUCGCUCGCCAGACAGAAGAAGGAGGUAGAGCAGCAUCACUAACAUUUCCAGCAAAACCAAUAGAAUCUCUGGCCCUAGAAGAGCUACCUUUCGCUGAAAUGUACUUCCCAGCGGACGACAAGCCUUUCACAUUCGAAAACGCAUGGGGCAUGUCCUACCGUUGCAUGUUUCCUCCCCUAGCGCGUGUCAGCGAGUAUGAUCGAACUGUCGCGCAUGUUACUGCUUGGUUCACCAUGCUUUUUCACAACCAGCACUUGCACAAAAAGUAUAGUUGGUACUUACGAGACGACACCGAGAGAGACGUAACGUAUCUGGAUCAUGGUGGUCGUGCGUUUUUGCACAGAAAAGUUGACUCGUGGAAUGACGUGGCCUCAAAUCAUCGUGAUCUUCCAGAUCUGGCUGAUCCUUUACGCGCCUUGACUGGCAAUAGUCCGGUCGACGGGAAAGGAAGUAUUCCACCAGGGAUAAACCUGUUGGAGAAGGAAAGGAAGUUUUUUGCUUCCGGACAAAAAGUAGAGUCUUCUGCAGUAGCAGAUGAAAGCUCUAGAAGCAGCUCAACAUCUGAGGUUGUAAGUCGCAAGACUUUCCUCGAUUUCCUAACAAUAUUGAUCAAGGAACAUCAACAGAAAGGAUUGCAUUUUCCGCAUGCACAUGAACGACAAGAAGCACGAGAUGAAGAACCGCAAUUACAGAGCCAAUCGGCGACAUCAACGGGCAUCACAGAAAUCGAGACAAACAUCAAGCCUUUUUCUUCCUACAGCCAAACGCGGUACAAGAUGUCCCUCGUCCAACAUGCUUGGUACGCUAAGCGGCACACAGCACAACAGCAGGAGCCUCUGCUUGAAGUCUUGGUCAAAGGUUUUGCAGGACUGUAUGAUUUUGGACAGUUGAAUUAUUCGAAUACUGCAAGAACGCAAACAACUACCGCACUACAAGAACUUCCUCCAGCGACGUGGUCUCGGAUAGGCGAGCAGUACGCAAAUUUAACGACCCUCCUUUCUCAAGGAGCAACGAUAGACCUGCCAGACUGUGCCAAAGAACGCACUCAGUGUCCGGAAAAUCUAGCGAAGUUGUGGCUUCAUUCAGUUUCUUCCUCGAGUACCUGGCGCCUUGUCCUCCUCCUAACCUGGUUUCUUACCAGCAACCCUUUCAUAGCUGGAAUUUCUUGUAACAUCAUCGACGUACACAGGAAUCACAUUCAUGGGGCUCAUGCCUGUGCCAAAGUCGAUGUCACUAGAAUGUUGAUGCGGAGUGAGGAGCACUUGAGUCUGAUUAGAGAAUACAAGUAUGGCUGGGACUGGCUGUGAAGAUCAUGGACCACAUCGUCGUGGUUGAGCUCUUUGUUAAACGAGGGUGAUGCAAAUUUUGAACGAUCAAGUCAAAGCCUACUAAUCACUUUAAAGUUUUCCACUCGUCUUCGUUUCUGACUCUGUCUCCUCGUCUUCAUCAUGCAUUUCUUACAACUAUCUUUUCCAAGUUUUUCAAGUCAGUACUUUGUUCUUAUUCUUUACCUCAUGGCCAUGUGCAUGUCAUUUGAAAUGGUAGUACUUAGCUCGUCGCCAUCUCGCAGCUCACACGAGCAUCAGUCUCAUUAAACUCGCAAACAACAGAAGUGUUGCACGGCACUGCCCUCGAGCAAUUGCAAUAGACGACGAGACGUAGAAGAAGUGCAUCAAUCUAUGCAUUGACGAUCAAGAUGUUGCCGCAUUGGAAUGCAUAGCUACAAAAGUCUAGUUGCGUACCAUUUUUGUUCAUCUUCAUCUUCUUCGAGUCGGUCCAUGAACUAUAG
Messenger RNA from Amoebophrya sp. A25, 3778 nucleotides. The record is from the annotation of a GenBank genome assembly. Lineage: Eukaryota; Dinophyceae; Syndiniales; Amoebophryaceae.